AUGGACCACCAGAAGGAGUCAGAGAAACUUGCUUCACCAGCCGAUAUCCAACGCCCUCGCUCGGCCUUGCAUUCUGGAGACUUUCGAGAAGGCAUUGCUCAGGAUCACAGCCAGCAACAAGCACCGCAGUCUCCACAUCCCAAAUAUCGCUCUCUCGCGCAGUUUUCUCAAUUGGGCUCCUCUCCAACCACGCCGUGGUUUACCACUUCUAUCUUUUCUACGCCUUUCCGAGGGCAGGAAUUCGGCCAUCAGCAAGAAGAAACUACGAACCCAGGUCCGCGGUCACGAGCACCAUCUUUAGGAUCAUACUCCUCCAGUUACGUCCUAAAAGCUCCAACGAGUCCUUUGGUUCACCAGGCAAACAACACUGAUCUGGACUUCUCACUGAAAAGCGAGUUCAGCGAGCAUCCUCCAGCUUCGGAUAAAGCCAGUCGCCGUCGCACACUGCCUCCAGAGACAUUUCGGAAUCUUCAGGAUUCCUCUCCGUCUUAUUCACGUGUAAUAAACAUCAACACUGGUCAUGCGCCUGGAAGCUUUCACGAUUCAUUAUCGUUCCAAGCGCGUCAAUCACGAAAACCAUUGACCUCGUCAUACAGUCUUCAACUGGCCUCAUCAGUCCAACAUCCGUCCUGGAGAGCCAGGAGACCCUCACUUGCCGGCGAACUAUCCUGCAAGACCCAUGCUCCGCUGGUAGGAUCUUACGAGGAGUCGAUCCUCCGCGGAAGAAUGUCUAUGAAUCCGUCCAAGCCACUCGACUUCACUGCCCAGAUUGGUGUGCUAGGCAAAGGAAACUGCAAGUCGAGUCUCAAAUGCCCACCACACGUCACGGUGCCCUUCCCUGCGGUCUUCUACAGUUACCCUACUUCUGGAAAGGGGCGCUCCAUUUCAGACGAUAAUCCUAGCCCCUACGUGGGUCUGAUUGAUCUCGAGAAUUCCUUACCUAAGGAUAACUCUUACGUCACUCGCCGCCACCGGCAUCACCGAAGCCCUGCUGGUGCAUCCAAGGGCCAAAGGACUGAUGUCGACGUUGGACCGGAAUAUCAGACCCAGGAAGUUCUACGCAUGAGGGAGAAGCGAAAUCGACGAGCCGAUUCACCCAAAUGCCCACCAGGCGGAUGCUAUCGUAUACCGCAACAAGGCCAGCUGCAAAUCAUGAUAAAAAAUCCGAACAAGACGGCUGUCAAACUCUUCCUUGUGCCUUACGAUCUUAGCGAAAUGGAGCCUGGCACCAAAACUUUCAUACGCCAAAGAAGCUACUCGGCGGGCCCCAUAAUUGAUAUGCCUUUGUCCGCCAGGAAGAACUUGGGGACUGAUCGACCGGAGGCUUCCUUGAGCGUAUCCGAAAAUCCCAAAGACAAGCCUGUACUACGCUAUUUGAUCCACUUGAACAUUUGUUGUCCUUCAAAGGGUCGUUUUUAUCUCUACUCGAGUAUUCGUGUCGUUUUUGCAAAUCGGGUGCCUGACGGUAAAGAGAAGUUGCGAAACGAGAUACAACACCCCGAUCCUCGGUAUACACCGUAUAAGCCCGUCCGAGACAUAAACACUACCAAUAUACAUUCAAAGUCGGCUAAAGGGUACAAGAAACUCGCUGCGGAUCUGGCUUCAUUGCCUGGUCCCGAUGACGCAAGAGAGUGCUCUUAUUUUCAACAUGCUUCACACUGUCACACGAUGCCUCUUAUCAAUUCAGUUGAUGAAGCGGCUACUGCAAAGCCUCAUUAUGAGACGAGACUUCAUCCUUUCCCGCGUGUCCCGUCACCUUGGGGGAUUCCGCUUUCCCAGCGUACUUCUGACGACAAUGCAACAGAAGCCAAGACUUAUCGUAAACUCAGCAAGGGUGAUCUCGGAUAUGGUGGUCUCCCAUUCUGCUCUUCUGGCAUAUCUGAAGCUGGGGAAAGCUUGCUUGCGAAAAGGUUGAGAGGGCUAGACGUUCAAAAACACGAGUCCUCGUCUGCGAAUUGA
Aspergillus fumigatus Af293 is the source of this 1959-nucleotide messenger RNA. RefSeq lists its product as uncharacterized. The coding region runs from base 1 to 1959 and encodes 652 amino acids. The record is from RefSeq and is a predicted model, not a curated record. NCBI's taxonomy places the organism in Eukaryota, Fungi, Ascomycota, Eurotiomycetes, Eurotiales, Aspergillaceae. The transcript has a single exon.